UGAAUUUCGCGUUGACCACCAAGAAUCACCGUCAUGUAGACGGAGUCGAGCUUUCGCCCCGUGUGUGCAGAUGACAAAGGCCUAGUAUAGGCCUAGUAUUGGGCCGCUAUGCCACAAAAUGCGCCUGAAGAUGAUUCGGCCCAGGUCAGCGGUUGAUCGUUGCUCAAUCUGGGGAUCUGCCCUUGGUCCUUGACCCCACGAGCUCUCCACAUAUGGUUCAAUGGCAUCUGAAGCUUUGGGACACUUGCUGAAGGGCACAUUAUCACCACUAACGAUCUAUCUCCACUUUAUCAUCGCCGACUUCCUAAUCAACCACCACACGGUACAACAUCCACCACUGUACAGCCGCCGCAGGAGGCAAUACCAGACAAACUCAACGCUGGGGCAUCCUACCAUUCUCAACCGCCUCCUCUCGGAAGUACCCAUGCUACACUCACUUCCUCCCUUACACUCGCUGUAACCCAAUCUUUCCUCUCC
Molecule: messenger RNA, 477 nt
Organism: Dacryopinax primogenitus
Lineage: Eukaryota; Fungi; Basidiomycota; Dacrymycetes; Dacrymycetales; Dacrymycetaceae
Exons: 2
Coding region: 221-460 (79 amino acids)
Source: RefSeq, a predicted model, not a curated record